Messenger RNA from Ricinus communis (castor bean), 867 nucleotides. Its product is annotated as 14 kDa zinc-binding protein. Gene Ontology annotation, molecular function: adenylylsulfatase activity. The coding region runs from base 80 to 631 and encodes 183 amino acids. Lineage: Eukaryota; Viridiplantae; Streptophyta; Magnoliopsida; Malpighiales; Euphorbiaceae. The transcript has 6 exons. Gene Ontology annotation, biological process: sulfur compound metabolic process; purine ribonucleotide metabolic process. The record is from RefSeq and is a predicted model, not a curated record. Gene Ontology annotation, cellular component: cytoplasm.
UAUACAUUUAUCUUUUGGCUCUCUAUGCACUUCAGCUCUUAAUAAGUCACAAAAAGAGCUGCUUUGUAUCAACAAAACAAUGGCUGCAGUUGUCAGUUCUUUCACUCUCCUCAGGAACUUUGCAAUUAAUACAAGAGCAUUGUCAAAUGUGAAAGCCACUUCCAUCUUCAACAACAACAACAGAUUCCUUAUUCCUGUUCAGUCUCGCAGAUCUCUGUUUCGCACUAAUGCUGUCGAUGAUGAAGAGGCGCUUGCCAGAGCAGCUGCAGCCAGUGCCGAAAGUGGAGCUCCAACCAUUUUUGACAAGAUCAUAGCAAAGGAAAUUCCUUCAUCCAUCGUAUACGAGAAUGAGAAGGUCCUUGCUUUUAGGGACAUCAGUCCUCAAGCUCCUGUUCAUGUUUUAGUCAUUCCAAAGUUCAGGGAUGGAUUAACACAGCUUGGGAAGGCAGAAGCAAGGCAUGGGGAGAUUCUAGGUGAACUUCUCUAUGCUGCCAAAAUAGUGGCGGAAAAAGAAGGCAUCCUUGAUGGGUUUCGUGUUGUAAUCAACAGUGGUCCUACUGCUUGUCAAUCUGUUUACCAUCUUCACUUGCAUGUCUUGGGUGGCAGACAAAUGAAAUGGCCACCUGGUUAAAGAUUUGAAACAAACUACUUGAAGCUUGAUUAGACCAUCUUCUCUUUCUUAUUGUCUCUCUUUAACCUUUCAAUGCUUCUGUACAACUUGCAAGUGAAAGUUUCUUUUGUUAUUAUUUUGGAAUGCACCACCUUGUGAAAAUAGAGUACGAUAUUUCCAAUUGCCUGUAGGCUGCAGCCAGGACUAUGGCUUUCUUAAGUUCACUAAUGAAAUGAUGUUUCAACAUUAGUUAGGAA